This is a messenger RNA of Serpula lacrymans var. lacrymans S7.9, 1257 nucleotides long. RefSeq lists its product as uncharacterized. The record is from RefSeq and is a predicted model, not a curated record. Bases 11 to 1216 code for a protein of 401 amino acids. Gene Ontology annotation, molecular function: oxidoreductase activity; FMN binding. NCBI's taxonomy places the organism in Eukaryota, Fungi, Basidiomycota, Agaricomycetes, Boletales, Serpulaceae. The transcript has 9 exons.
GAAUCCACAUAUGCACCAGCACCUCCAUCAAGUUCAAGCAGCUAUGUCCAGCAGCUCCAGUGCCUCAGAUGUCUCCUCCAUCCUCCAGCCUCUUACGAUCGGUCAACUUAUCUUGCGCAAUAGGAUCACCAUGGCCGCGCUAACACGCUCCCGGUCUGUCCCUACUAAUGUCCCUAAUGACAUCAACCUAGAAUAUUACGUCCAACGCGCUCGUGGUGGUACAGGUCUUAUCGUAUCAGAGGGUACCUUGAUUGUCCAACAAGGAACUGAAUGGCAAAACGCCCCUGGACUUUGGAGCAAUGAACAGGUGUUGGCAUGGAAGAAGAUUACCGAUGCGGUGCAUGCAGAGGGUGGACUUAUAUUCGCUCAGCUCUGGCAUCUGGGACGGUCCUGUCAUCCUGAUGCUCCCGAGCAACUGGCUUCUGGAAAACCUGUGUACGCACCUUCUGCUGUUGCUGCGCGUGGUGGUAAGUUUCGGUUCCUUCCCGGAGAGCCUGGAUUUGUCACUCCUACCGCAAUAGACGAUCCUCGCGUCCAGAUUGAGGAGUUCAAGCAAGCAGCAAUCCACGCCAGAGAAGCAGGCUUUGACGGUGUUGAAUUGCAUGGAGCUGGUGGUUAUCUGGUCCACCAAUUCCUGGACUCUACCUCGAAUAUCCGUACGGACUCUUGGGGGGGAUCGAUAGAAAACCGAUGUCGAUUUGGUCUUGAAGCACUCAAGGAGCUCGUUUCUAUUUGGGGUAACAAAAAGGUUGCUGUCAAAUUAGAUCCCUCCGGGGGAUAUAAUGAUAUGGGCAUGCCUCUGCAAGAGACACUCGACACAUUUCGUUACUUCAUCACAGAAGCAGACAAGUUGGACUUGGCAUACAUCUCUCUUGUACGGUACACGCCAGGCCGGGAUGUAAUGUACGACGGAAAGCUUCGCAACACGCCGCACGACGUUCUCGCCUCGUAUCGUCCAUUUAUCAAGCGAUCUGCACUGUUUCUGAAUGGUGGACUCACUCCGAGUGAAGCUGCGACGCUUGUAGCGUCUGGCCAGAUCGACGCUGCUGUGUUUGGGAGAUUGUUCAUUGGCCACCCCGAUAUUGCGAAGAGACUGGAGAGGGGGUUGCCGCUGGACGCAAAGAUGGAUUAUACGAGGUUUUAUGGUCAUGGGCCACACCUUAGCGUGGAAGAGCAGAGAAGAGGAUAUAGUGACUAUUCUGAAGUUACUUUGUAAGUAAAUACGUACACCUUUUCACGUCAUUUUUUUAUUUGGCA